Durusdinium trenchii is the source of this 855-nucleotide messenger RNA. The record is from the annotation of a GenBank genome assembly. NCBI's taxonomy places the organism in Eukaryota, Dinophyceae, Suessiales, Symbiodiniaceae.
AUGCGUUUUCCUGCGUGGCCAUUGCAAAGCCGCUCUUCGUCAUCCUCACCAACAGAUGAGAAAUCUGACAAGACCGAGGAUAGCGCACUGGCCAAUCAUGGAAUAGGCCACUGCUUUUCGAAAGCUGUUCAAGUCAUCAGAGAACAGGGCGCUCAGCAGUCGAAGGAGCCUGGCUUCACUCCAGAGAUUGACGGCGAUGAAGACGAAGGGGAAGCGAACGUGGAAGCUCGGGCAAGGGCAAGUUGGCUGAUGAUUUGGUGUCACGAGCGCUGCUACAAGCCUGAGCGUGAACUCCGAGCCCACCUCACCGAUGUCGCGAUGAAUCUAAGCGCUGGCAUUCUUUGUAUGAAGAAGGCAGUGAAGUACGAGACGUGGAUGAAGCGGACCAAAAACCGUUUCCAUGUGCUGAUCACAGACUGGAGGGAGGCCAAGCCGUGCAUGAAUGCAGUCGAAGAGAGCCUGCAAACGGAUUGGCCUGAAAUGAUUAUCGUACUUUGCGAUUUGCCGAAGUCCCACGAGAAUGCCUUGCAGUGGGCCUCCAAGCAAGAUAGCAACAAGGCGAAGAUUCACGUCCUUCUAGAGAGUCCUGACCAGCAACAUUUUCAGGUGAUCACGGAGUUGUUGCAAAGUUGCUAUGCCAAGAUGUCCAAGAGGAGGAGAUCCGACCAAAAGCCGGAGCAACGAGAAGAACCACGGCCCAUGCUAUUGCCUUCAACUCCUGGUCCAUUGGCCGCGGGCACGCAGCCUGACGUUGAGAAGGAGAUGGAAGGAUCCACCAACAAGGUGCUCGCGUCAGAAGCAGAUUCUGAUGAGCUGAGAGAAGCUCUCCGCAAUGGUUCCAUUUUGAGUCUCUGA